GCAUGAACCAAAUGCCAAUAAAGAAAACAAACCAAACCAGAAGAGAGAGAGACGCACUCAAAGAGCUCAAUCUCUCUGUUUUCUGUAAUGAUUUGAUGGUAUUGGUAACUAUCCAUCAAUGGAAGAUGGAGACUGGGUUCUGGUGGAAAACCUCAUGAAUUCAAUACCCAUGGUGGACUCUGAGACUUCUAAGCCGUUAAAAGUUACGUUUAAUGGGCCUGCCAAGAGCUGGACCGAUGCCAUUCCGAUCGGUAACGGUCGUCUCGGUGCUAUGGUGUGGGGCGGCGUCUCUUCUGAAAUUAUUCAGCUGAAUGAGGAUACCCUUUGGACAGGAACUCCGAGUGACUAUACAAACCCUGAUUCUCCAGAGGCAUUAUCUCAGGUCAGGAAUCUUGUUGACAAUGGAAAAUAUACUGAAGCUACUGAAGCAGCAGUCAAUUUGUUUGGAAAUACUACUGAAGUUUUCCAACUCCUUGGUGAUAUUAAGCUACAAUUUGAUGAUUCCCAUCUUGCAUACUCUGAAGAAACAUAUCAUAGAGAGCUAGAUUUGGAUACUGCAACUGCUAGAUUACGAUAUUCUGUGGGUGAUGUAGAAUAUACCAGGGAACAUUUUGCAUCUAAUCCUGAUCAAGUGAUUGUGAUCAAGAUUUCUGGAAGCAAAUUAGGGUCUGUUUCCUUUACAGUGUCUCUGGAUAGCAAGCUAGACCAUCAUUGUUACAUAAAUGGUGGAAGUCAGAUUAUAAUGGAAGGAAGUUGCCCUGGGAAAAGAAUCCCUCCAAAAGUGAAGGAAGGUGACAAUCCAAAGGGAAUUCAGUUUUCUGCUGUUCUUGAUUUACAGAUUAGUGAUGGCAUAGGUAUCAUACGUGUUUUAGACAACAUGACAUUAGAGGUUGAAGGUUCAGAUUGGGCUUUGUUGCUUCUACUGGCAUCAUCUUCAUUUGAAAGCCCGUUUACUAAGCCUUCAGCUUCAAAGAAAGAUCCUACUUCUGAGUCUCUUCGAGCUUUGAAAUCAACAGCAAAUCUUUCAUAUUCUGAUCUAUAUGCCCGUCAUUUAGAUGACUAUCAGAAUCUUUUUCAAAGGGUCUCAUUUCAGCUCCAGAAAAGCUCCAACAAGGUUAGAGAAAAUGAGCCUCUGGUGAUCAAUAAUCUUAUGCCUUUUGCAAAUGCUGUGAAUUUGAAGGGGAACAAAGAUGAUGUAGUUCCAACAGUUCAAAGAAUAAAAUCUUUUCAAUUCGAUGAAGAUCCUUCACUAGUGGAGCUUCUGUUCCAGUUUGGUCGAUAUUUACUUAUUUCUUGCUCACGCCCUGGAACUCAAGUGGCAAACCUGCAGGGAAUAUGGAACAAUGAACUUGAUCCAAAAUGGGAUUGUGCUCCUACCUUGAACAUCAACCUUGAAAUGAAUUACUGGCCUGCACUACCAUGCAACCUUAGUGAAUGCCAGGAACCACUGGUUGAUUUUAUUAAGUCUCUGUCAGUAAACGGAAGCAAAACUGCACAGGUAAACUAUCAAGCAAGUGGUUGGGUGGCACAUCAUCGGUCUGACAUAUGGGCAAAAUCAUCAGCUAGUGAAGGAAAUGCUAAGUGGGCAUUGUGGCCAAUGGGUGGGGCCUGGCUUUGUACCCAUUUGUGGGAGCACUAUAAUUAUACAAUGGACCGGGAUUUUCUAGAAAAUGAGGCAUACCCUUUGUUGGAAGGAUGUACAUCAUUUGUGUUAGACUGGUUGAUUGAAGGGCCUAGAGGAUAUCUGGAAACCAAUCCAUCAACUUCUCCAGAACAUUCAUUUAUUGCUCCAGACGGGAAGAUUGCCAGUGUGAGCUACUCAUCAACCAUGGACAUGGCAAUCAUAAGAGAAGUUUUUUAUGCAAUUAUUUCUGCUAGUGAGGUUUUGAGCAAAAGUGAGGAUACUCUUAUUCAAAAAGCACGUGCAGCUGAACCAAGGCUUCGUCCGACACAGUUGGCUCAAGAUGGUUCUAUUAUGGAAUGGGUAAAAGAUUUUGAAGACCCAGAAGUGCACCAUCGACAUCUUUCACAUCUAUUUGGCCUGUUUCCAGGGCAUACAAUAACAAUUGAGAAAAAUCCAGACCUAUGUAAAGCUGCAGAGAACACACUCUAUAAACGAGGAGAGGAUGGUCCAGGUUGGUCAACCACCUGGAAAAUUGCUCUGUGGGCACAUCUACACAACAGUGAGCAUGCAUAUAGGAUGGUUAAGCAUUUGAUUAAGUUGGUGGAUGAAGACCAUGAGAUAGGUUUUGAAGGUGGAUUAUACAGCAACUUGUUUGCAGCACAUCCACCUUUUCAGAUUGAUGCCAACUUUGGCUUUACAGCAGCAGUUGCAGAAAUGCUGAUCCAAAGUACCUUGAAUGAUUUGUACCUGCUUCCUGCACUUCCCCAUGAUAAAUGGAUAAAUGGAUCUGUAAAAGGACUAAGGGCACGUGGAGGGUUGACAGUCAAUGUGUGGUGGAAAGAAGGAGAUCUCAAUGAAGUUUGUGUUUGGAAGAAGAAUGGAAGUAGCCUACAUACGCUGCAUUACAGAGGAACGUCAGUGACAGCAACCAUAUCUUCUGGCAUAAUUUACUCAUUUAAUUCACAGUUAAAAUGUGUAAAGGCAUGGUCUAUACCCAAAGAGGGUUCUCUUUAGUUUGAUACGCUUUUCAUUCCCUCGUUAUUGAACCAUUACAUCUUCAACGGUACUUGGGCAAUGUAAAUGGUUUUUUAUGCAAAUGCCAAGUUUGUGUUUUGAUUUUGUA
This is a messenger RNA of Manihot esculenta (cassava), 2747 nucleotides long. Its product is annotated as alpha-L-fucosidase 2. Gene Ontology annotation, molecular function: alpha-L-fucosidase activity. The record is from RefSeq and is a predicted model, not a curated record. The coding region runs from base 119 to 2638 and encodes 839 amino acids. The transcript is spliced from 10 exons. NCBI's taxonomy places the organism in Eukaryota, Viridiplantae, Streptophyta, Magnoliopsida, Malpighiales, Euphorbiaceae. Gene Ontology annotation, biological process: carbohydrate metabolic process.